Molecule: messenger RNA, 1455 nt
Organism: Plasmopara halstedii
Lineage: Eukaryota; Oomycota; Peronosporomycetes; Peronosporales; Peronosporaceae
Exons: 1
Coding region: 898-1098 (66 amino acids)
Source: RefSeq, a predicted model, not a curated record
GGAUUAUCAUUUUUUGAUUGGUAUGACAUGUCGGAUGAGUUAAAUAAGUUGGUCUGGCUUGGCUGAGGAAACGUCUGCAAUGCUUUUGCACAUAAUGGCAAAAACUUGAAACAACGUCAGCAAGCUAGCACAUGCCAUGCUUCGUUUUGACUCAUCAAGCUUGAUUGCCGCUUGGUCGCCAAACCAUAUGACCAUAAACUUCUUGACAUUUCUAUCAAGCUUGUCGGAACGCUAACUGAAGCUUAGAAGCUUCAUUACCAUAUUAACCCCUGCCAAAAAGUCUGUUUUCAUGUUACGCUUCGUGUCACGCAUAUUUUAUCCUUGUACAACAAAAAAUGCACUGUCUCAUAAUGGCGGUUAGACAAUCAAUAACCGAGUCACGCGACCUAAUUAUUCUCCAAGUCUACAUCGCUUAAUCUAUAUAAUUAUGUAGGACUCUUUUCCUUGACCUCUUCCCCUACACCAGUACAAAAACGUUGCAUUUUCUUUAACAUAAUUUGAUCUUCCAGCCAUCUACCAGCCGCUCAAGCUUAUUUUGCGCUUUUUCCUUGUGUACUGUGUACUGCGAAGCCCGUAUCCGGUCGAAUGUACCGUAAAAUUUGCUCAUUUUCUUUAGUUUUUAAUCUCCAGGCUACGACCUUACACUACUGGUAUUAAAUUCUCGGUUGACUCGCUCACAUAACGACUAUCCUUGUAGACCAUUACCAUCGUAAAGUCACAUUUAGUUGCGUAGAAGUAUAGACACAUGGCGGUUACGCACCUGCAUUGCAUUUUGCCUGAACAGCCGACACCAUAGUCGCCAUGCUUUUUGGCCGUACAACACUUUUCGAGGAACCGUCAAAUGAUAUCCUUAGUGUUGUAGAAUGUUGUUGAUGUUUUUUGCUGCUUUGUAUUUUCAUGAAAAUGCCUCGUUGUCAGCCGAAUCAUAUUCGUUCAGCACACAUCGUUCCUCAGCGGCAAGUUUCACCCGCUGGGGCCGACCCAAACAACAUCUUCAAGUUUGAUUACCACAGCACAAGUAAGCAAGUUAUCUACCUUGAAAUCAAUUAUAUCAAAAUUUCGUCAAUCGUCCCUUGUAUCGCAAUUUUUUUCAUUUGAGUCGGAUUAUUGUCUCGCACUCCCAUGUGUCAUGCAAAAGUUAUACCGUUAUGGCGGUGUGUAAAUUCUGAUCUGGGUGCCGAACCAGAUUCGAUACAUCUUCGGCUUCUCCCAUCGAGAAAUUCUUAUGUGAUGCUUCAAUUACGAAACUUGCCAUUGUAUAGCGUUCCUUUCUGAAUUCCUCUGCGCAUUCGACGAUUUCCUUUUUCUCGUCAUCCGAAACCACAAGAGCUCUUCCUGAGCCACAGCAUCGUCCAAACGUCUUGAUUAUAUCAAUAUUUGUUUGACGCGAAGCGUUCAAUAUACUUGAUAUGCUGCACGACAACAGAACCUCUCAAUCUGAAAUGUAGCGGUUUA